This is a messenger RNA of Protopterus annectens (West African lungfish), 2977 nucleotides long. RefSeq lists its product as uncharacterized. The coding region runs from base 194 to 2887 and encodes 897 amino acids. The record is from RefSeq and is a predicted model, not a curated record. NCBI's taxonomy places the organism in Eukaryota, Metazoa, Chordata, Ceratodontiformes, Protopteridae. The transcript has 22 exons.
UAAAUAAUGGAUAAGUAGCACCUGUUAGGGACCUCAACGUGGCGAAAAUUUGACUCUUCAAUUGGUUCAGAUUUAUAAAAGUCGCAAUUUCAACAGCGCGUAGCCGUUUUCUAAACAUUUUUUCUCUUGUCAGGGUGAAGAAAUAUCUGCUAAGAUAAUUGGUGGGGGAAUAGAUUUCCAUCAAAAGAAGAUUAUGGCCCAGCUUUCCUUUUGGGGAAUAACCCUGCUAAUCGUGUUUGCCUCUGAAGUUUGGUCGCAAGCAGUCCCCUUCUCCGAGCUAGUGACUGCUGAUUGUUUCAGCAAUUUGUUUAGGAUUCGUGUUAAGAACAGCUUUAUCGGUAGUGGCGUAUUGACUGUUGCGGUUAUUGAUCAGUUGGGGAAAACUGUUAACGUAACUCCUUCAAUCGCGUCACAAUGUGGCUAUACAACCAGUUAUGAUUUCUGGGGAAACUUUGAAUUUCGUGCCUCUGUCUUCAGCUGCUCUUCUGUUACAGAUGAUGGGAAUGCUAGCUUUGCUGUACAGCUACAGUUGUCUGGGGGAAAUAUUGAUGCAUCUACUUACCUUGUGGAAAAGACUUGCACCCUCCCAAAAUGGGCUCCAAGAGAGAUGCUUUGUGAAGCAAACUACAUGGAGGUAUCAGUGAGGCACAGUCUUCCCCCAAUUCUAAAUCGACCACUCCAAGAUUCUCCUGAAGACUGGGAAACCAUCAUAACAGAUGUAGCUGCAGCAGAAUUUUCUCUCUGGCAAAUUGUGUUCAUACGUUCAGAUAAAACGAAACGAAUGCUGGUGACUGAUGCAAUCAGUUCUGGUUAUGGGAUGAACAAUACAAAAUCCAGACUUGUACUGAGGUCUUCAUAUGGUGCCAAUGAAACGGAAAUUGUGAUGAUUGAUGGGCUACCAGUUUCUGCUGUCAGGUCUAGUACAUUCUUCAAGCAGCCCUGGAUGGUGACUUUGAUAGAUACUGCAGUAGUCUGUCCAGUUGAUGGCUUGACCUUCACACAUGAGAAAAUCACAUGGGAGAGUCCAAGAAUACUAUCCAGAGCAGUUUCUUCUGCAGUGUUCAGUGAUUCAAAGAUUUUAAUGGGAGUUGAGCUGCAAAUACUGAGCAGUGAAACGAUUGCCCGGAGGAAUUAUUCGUUCACUGUGAAUGAGACUACAGUGGUGGUUGUAAUACCUUUUGGUGCUGAAGGGGGAACUUAUAAGAGCCAUGUGUUCAAUGGACAAUAUGUGGUAACCUACAGCAUUGAGCUGUUUUUGGAGCAUGUAUGGAAAGACAAUCUAUGGGAAGAAACCAGGCAUGUCAUAGUGAAUCCUGUAACCACACCACUUAUGCUGAGAUCAGCUGCAAUAAUAAACAACACUAUUCCAGACACAAAAAUAUUCAAUGUGACAGUGGGACCGUUCCUAGGAGAUGUACAGCUAAUUAACAUUACAGUUGGGACACAGAUUCUUACUAUAGAUGAUGCCAGACUGAAUGGAUAUAGUAUCGACUUUGAGAAGUAUCCUAAUGGAAGCAUUGCAUUUGUCCUGAAAGUUCCAUUUGACAAAGAUGGCAUAGAUGUGGAGUAUGAAACUGAAGACAUCCGGCUUUACACUUUGAAUAUCACACUUGGGUUGUCUGUGUUGCCAUGGAAUGAAACUUUUGCAGAAGUUGUUGUUGUAGUGGCUGCUGUCCGUGAUGCAGUGCUGCCAACUGCAACUGGAUAUUGUGACAAUUACUAUCUUUAUCUGAGUGUAACUCGUGGAAAUGUGGACCAAAACUGGUUGGUAUUUAUUGGCAAUAUGCAGGUGACACCAGACACCAUGACGGAUUCUGAGUAUUUUUGGAAUGAUAAUGGUACUCAUUUCACAGUUGGUGUGUCUCGUUACUCUUCCUAUGUAAACCAUGAGGGAAUUGACCAGCAUGGUCUUGGAAGUAGAAUUGUUUUAACGAUGAGACAUAAGACAACCUUGAAGAUCAUGGUUACUUUUUCAGUUUCCUGCCGUUUUGAUGCUAAAGAUCUUAUUGAUUGUUUUCCAAAUGGAACAGUAAAAGCAACUGUGAUGAAAAUGUCUGGAAUCCUGAAUACAGAUGCUAGUAAACUAGCUUUGUUGGAUGAAAGCUGCAGCCCCCUGGAGUCUAACGGAUCUGCUGCAGUAUUUAUAUUUAACGUAAAUGCCUGUGGAACAGCAAGAAAGUUUACGAGCAACACUGUGAGGUAUGAGAAUGAAGUUUUGUUCUUCCCACCAGGAAUGGCAGAACCAUCCUACAGGAUAAAUAUUACAUGCGACUAUCCUGUAAGCGAGAUGCUGUUUGUUGGAUAUGGGUUUGAGGAAAAUCCUGCGCCAGCUGUGGAGCCAGGGAAUGGGUCUUUGGCCUUGAUCAUGAGGCUAAGCAAAGAUGCAUCAUUUUCUAAAUUCUAUGCUGAAAAUGAGUACCCAGUAACAGAGUACCUUGGGAGUUCCUUGUAUUUUGAAGUUGAACUACUGUACAGUGAAGAUCCCCAGUUAGAACUGUUCCUAGAAGAUUGCUGGGCUAGUACUUCACCAUCAAGAACUAGCAAUCCACAGUGGGAUGUGAUAGUUGGCAGCUGUGAAAACACAGGAGACUCUCAAAAGACAGUGUUCCAUCCAGUAACUGCAAAUGCACGUAUAAAGUUUCCAAGCCACUUGAAAAGAUUUGAAGUGAAAAUGUUUGCUUUUGCCCAAGAGGAGAAUGUCCUGUUAGAAAACGUCUUUUUCCACUGUAGUGUGGUAAUAUGUGAUGCAAGAUUGGAGACUCCAGACACAUUAUGUGCAAGAUCUUGCAUUCCAAGAAAACAAAGGGGUCGUAGAAGUGCCCAGAACUACCAUUUGCAUGGUUAUGUGACAUCCGGAGCUGUGAUUAAGCCAUAUGUCCAAAAGUGACUAACAAAAAUCUCUGCAAGCCUUUUUAGAAACUGAAAUCAUUACAAUAAAAACAAAAAAAAAAACUUAAUUUUCUCAUUUGUACUUGAA